Molecule: messenger RNA, 1809 nt
Organism: Nilaparvata lugens (brown planthopper)
Lineage: Eukaryota; Metazoa; Arthropoda; Insecta; Hemiptera; Delphacidae
Exons: 2
Coding region: 862-1611 (249 amino acids)
Source: RefSeq, a predicted model, not a curated record
GCAAUAUGAAGAGCGAGUUUUAACUUUCCAUCGUCCAGAACCAUUCAAGCACUCGGUAUUUAUUAAUAGAGCAGACUAUUUUGCAAUAAAUGGAUACUUUUUACAUGAGAAAUCAUAUCUGCAAUGUGUAUAUUGCAAAUAUAUUAUUGAAAAUCCUUAUGAAAAAGUGAUACAUGUUCCAUUUUGUAUAUAUAAAAAGAUGAGCUAUAAUGGAAAAGAAACGACAAAUGAUGAAAAAGAAGAUGCUGUGGGAAAACAAGCUGGAUAUUGUACAAUAUGCACUCUGUUGUAAUCGAGAUAUUAGUGAUUCCUAAGUGCAUUGUAGUAGUAUCAGGAAAGAAGUAACUUCUGAAAAAUCAUGAUUAGAAAAAUAAAGAAUUGUAUCAUACUUACAUGCAAUGAAUGAUGUGCUGUACUGUCUCUCUCUGCUUACACUAGUUCUUCACACGUCUUUCCUCCUCGAAGACUGGAGUGAUUAUGCAGUCUCGAACUCUGUGAAAUCAACGAACAUAAUGAAAAUCACAAUAAUAAUAUUGAGAAGAAAUUUAGCAAGUCAACAUGUGAUGUUAAUUAUGAAAAUUAAUGAGGAGAUUACAUUCGAAAUAUUGUUAUUCGAGAUAUGUGGAAGUGAGAAUUCGAGUGCAUUGUGAGAAUUUGAUAUUUUUUCUCUGAAUGCAACUUGCUGUACGUGUAAGAAUGCAUUUGUAUGUCAAGGAUGUGACAAGCGGGAAAAUGCACUAUCUCUCACUCACCCUAAAACAAAGAGAGAGGAACGAAUGAGUAUAUAAGCGGCGGUCAAUGGAUUUGCCAGCUUCACUUGACCACUAGUCACGUUUCACACAUAUCCUCACUAUCAUCAUCAUGGAGUCCACACGAGAGCAGUACAUCCUUCCGGAUACACCACCUCAACAAGAACCAUCAUUCCCAUCUUACUGGGCAGUGCAAGCUGCGCGGAAGAAGAAGAUUCCUUCUACCAGCGCUGCACCCCCUGCUGCUGCUGCUGCUGUCGCAUCUGACCCCGAGGACUCGCCCCUGAAGAGACGUGGAGUCUUCGUGGAGAGGAGGAUGAGCGGCGAUGAGCUCAUUAUACCAGACACACCACCAUCAUCUCAUCUAGGAUGGGCGCCGAAGCGAGUGCCGCUAACAACAAUUACCAGCAACAGACAGCAGGGGAAGAGAAAACUGCAAUUUCUCGAGGAUGAGGAAGAAACCAACUUCGUACCCCCAAAGAAACAUAUGUCUGAGAACACCUCCAUGGCUCCGCUACUGGAGGAGGCAUCCGCACGGGAUGAUGAUGAUGAUGAGGACUUCAUCACACUAAUCAAUAAACCAACGCCAAAACCGUGGGUACCUCUCCGUGAGCUGGCGGAGGAUGUUCCACAUGGUAUAAUCGCAGUACGGGAGGAAACGAACCAUCACGGUAGAAGAAUUAUUUUAAAAAUUAAUAUUGCAUCUACGAAGAAAAUCUCUGAGGUAUACCUGCCUCAGAGAUUUUCUUCAAUAAUUUCACCUGCUAAAGUUGUAAAAUUCAAUUCUAACUGUAAAAAUUUAGGAAUAGUAGUGAAGCAUAUAACCGCUACAUGGAGCGAUAUUAAGAUUGUUAAAAUUUAACAAUCUUAUUCUCAUAGCAUGUAGUGGUUAUAUGUUUCACAAGUAGUAUAUAAUGUAAAUAUUGUAGUGUUUGAUAAUAAAUUGUAAUAUUGUUUUUAAAAAAUUGUUCUUAAUUCUCACCUGUUUGUUGUGUCAAAGAAGAAGAAGAAGAUGUAGAAUAGUUCACGCAAGAAUAGAUCCACUUGUAACUGAACACUC